Drosophila ananassae is the source of this 1021-nucleotide messenger RNA. Its product is annotated as pyridoxine/pyridoxamine 5'-phosphate oxidase. NCBI's taxonomy places the organism in Eukaryota, Metazoa, Arthropoda, Insecta, Diptera, Drosophilidae. The record is from RefSeq and is a predicted model, not a curated record. The transcript has 2 exons. The coding region runs from base 72 to 854 and encodes 260 amino acids. Gene Ontology annotation, biological process: pyridoxine biosynthetic process; pyridoxal 5'-phosphate biosynthetic process. Gene Ontology annotation, molecular function: pyridoxamine phosphate oxidase activity; FMN binding.
UAGCUGGUUCCGAAAUAAACUUCAUCUUCCAAUUCAAUUUUAUAUACGCAAUAGGCAUAUUCGAAAUUAAGAUGUCGUCUAUUUUAGUACAAAAAUUUUGGGGAACGCUCGCCACGACCGAAUUAUUGUGCCGCGUCUGGCCCCAGGCGUAUCCAAGAUGGUCGCCCGCCCACUCCCAUCUCGCACACAACGUGGCCACUCAGGAGGAGCGGAUAAUGGAGGAGCCGUAUAUUAUCUUUCAGCGCUGGCUGAUGUCCGCUCAGAAGCAGGCGCCUCAGGUUCGUCCGCGUCUCGCAUGCAUGGCAACGGUGGAUAAGGCUGGCGAGCCGGUUACGCGGCUGACCAACAUCGAGGACGUCAGUGCCCAUGGAAUAACGUUCUUCACGACGUUGGGCAGCCGGCAGGCAGGCGAAUUAAGUCAGAACCCUCAUGUAUCGCUGCAUUUCAACUGGGCACCAUUGAUGCGCAGUGUCCGGAUAGCUGGAACCGCCUACCAGCUUACAGAUGCGCAGGCAAUGGACCAAUUUCGCCGUUAUUCGCGCCACAUGCAGCUCACCAUAACCCACGGACCACGAUACGCGGCGAAGUAUUCGCAAGCCCACUCGAGUUUCUAUCAGCGGAUGGUUCAGCGCAUGAGCUCCUGGUUCGGAAAGGCUCCAGAGGAUGUCCCAAUGCCAUCUAACUGGGGUGGGUUCUUACUAGCUCCUAGUCUAUUUGAGUUUGGCAUGGUUGGGGAAGAGUCGGGCCGAAAACGUUUGCGCUUCCGCAGGUGCCUAAAUAUGCCAAGGGGAGCUAGGGGCGGGACAGUUCAAGCAGAGACACAGGAUUGGAUUUACGAUAGCAGUGAGGAAUAAAAAGGUAUCCUGAUUUUGGGUUCUUUUUUAUACCACAGAUAAUUACAAAAGACCAUGAAAAAGUAUAAAUUCAGUCAUAAGUAUUUUUGUGAAUGCGUAAACCCCAAAAGUAAAAUUUUAUACAGUUAAAUUAUAUAGUGUACAUACAAGAUGUACAUGCAUUAUCA